Messenger RNA from Hippopotamus amphibius kiboko, 3081 nucleotides. RefSeq names its product myelin basic protein (gene MBP). The record is from RefSeq and is a predicted model, not a curated record. Gene Ontology annotation, cellular component: compact myelin; internode region of axon; cell periphery. Bases 243 to 1118 code for a protein of 291 amino acids. Gene Ontology annotation, biological process: myelination. Lineage: Eukaryota; Metazoa; Chordata; Mammalia; Artiodactyla; Hippopotamidae. The transcript is spliced from 9 exons. Gene Ontology annotation, molecular function: structural constituent of myelin sheath.
GCCGCCGCGCGCCCGCGAGGACGAGCCUGCGGCCCCGGCGGCCCGCGGCCCCGACCCGGAAGGCGGCGCCGGCGCCCCGGGACCCCGCGCGCUUGGGGCCCGGGCGGCGGGGAGGCGGCCUGGAGCCCGCGGCGCCCUCGGCCUGGGGAGCGGCCAGCGAGCGCGCAUCUUAAGACCUCCGGGGCUCAGGAUGGGGAACCACGCAGGGAAGCGAGACGUCGGUGCCGAGAAGGCACACAAGGAUGGUGGAACUAACAGAGGAGAAUCUGAAAAAAAGGGAAACCUUCGUGACCUUCACCAGGAGACCUCGGAAGACAAUGAUGUGUUUGAAGCACAGACUCUGUAGACACCUGGAGGCCAAGCUCCCUGCAUUGGCCUCUUGGGAACAUCCAUCCGUUCUCCCCGAUGGGACCACCCUGGCCACCCAUGGAGCGGCAGAUGUGGACCAGAACAAUGGGAGCCCCUUGCAGGACACAGCGGUGACAGACUCCAAGCGCACAGCGGACCCAAAGAAUGCCUGGCCGGAUGCCAACCCAGCUGACCCGGGGGGCCGCCCCCACUUGAUCCGCCUCUUUUCCCGAGAUGCCCCGGGGAGGGAGGACAACACCUUCAAAGACCGGCCCUCAGAGUCGGACGAGCUCCAGACCAUCCAAGAAGACGGCGCGGCUGCUCCUGAGGGCCCGGGUGUGAUGGCGGCACAGAAGAGGCCCUCCCAGAGGUCAAAGUACCUGGCCUCGGCAAGCACCAUGGACCACGCCCGGCACGCCUUCCUCCCCAGGCACAGGGAUACGGGCAUCCUCGACUCCCUCGGCCGCUUCUUUGGCGCGGACAGGGGCGCGCCCAAGCGGGGCUCGGGCAAGGAUGGACACCAUGCGGCCAGAACCACCCACUACGGCUCCCUGCCCCAGAAGGCCCAGCACGGGCGGCCCCAAGAUGAAAACCCCGUAGUGCACUUCUUCAAGAACAUCGUGACCCCUCGCACACCUCCUCCAUCGCAAGGAAAGGGGCGAGGACUGUCCCUCAGCAGAUUUAGCUGGCAAAAUCCUCCUCUGUAUUCCGUGAGCUGGUUUGUCGGUUUCCCAGAGCCACAGGACUGUCCUCCCGUUUGGAGUUCCUGAAUGUCCCACUGCUUUUCUAAACUACAUUGUAUGUUUUCUGGUAAAUUCUAGGUUGUCCAAAGAUAUAAGUGACCAAGAAUUUGAAAGGAGAAAAAUUAAGCAGAUUAUUAAUCUGAAAACCAAUCCUUGAAUUUACUUCUCAGAAGCUCUUUAUUUUUGGAGAAAAACAACAGAGUAAGAGAACGAUUUAGCUUUGUGUGGGAAAGCGUGGAUGUCUACAACGCUGUGUCUGUCCUUCGGCUCAGUCCUCUUUAACCGUCCCCCCCAAACCCCCAGACCGUGAUGGAGGGAAUGUGUCCACGGAAACCUCUGGGAUUCAGGGGCAGCGCUGGGCUCCUCUCGUAUGUGGUCUUGGAUCUUCACUGCCCUGUCCCUUGAAACCAAAUCUUCAUAUGGCAGUAGCUGCCUUGGUUCUGAGUGGCCAGUGUCUGUUCCCAAGCCUGGGAUGAAGAGAAGGAAACCGUAGAAGUAGCUCGGGGGGUGGGGGGGCGCCUGGACAGAUAGCUCCGGUCCAGCUUCAGUCCAAACACGAGAGAGGUGGACUGGAAGGGUGUAGAACCCCCUAGAGCACACCUCCAGCACCUCUAAACCAGAGGGAUGGGUCCCACGGUUUCCCAAGCUCCCUCCAGCCCUAAGACCCGCCUCGUGAAACUAUGAAAGGACUGUAGGCUCAGGCAGAGGGUCCUGGGGUCUUGAUCUGGAGACGGUUUUAUUUUGUUUACAGAAUUCUCCGGAGAGGCCCAGACAGAGAACCUCCCACUUCUUGUUGGCAAAACACACCGUGAGACCUCAGAGCCUGUCCGCUGCAUAAGAUCCUUGAGGCAGACGGGCUGUGCGGUCCGCCCCGCCCUCCAAGGGACACUGUAGCCCAGGCUGGACGCCGUAACCCCCAAAUGCCAACAUUCAUCUUGUCUGCGCACCGGAGUUUCCCCCCUUCCUUUCUCGUGCUCACAGUGCAAGUUUCCCUUUGAAGCUAAAGUGCAUUAGAUGCAAACUGGUCCUAGAGACACACAUAUCCUUACAUUUCAGAAAUCGUUUACCAUUGCUACAUGCCACAAAGGCAGCUUUCCCCGUCUGCCCUGAAGUGAGCGGGGAGGCUCCUGGGGCAGCUGGAGGCCGGGGUGGGGGCUGCCGGGAGGGGCCCUCCCAUAGCAACAGCAGGAGCUACAGGCUCCGUUCCCAGAGCAACGUGUCCAGUGUCCCCGUUUUAUAGAAGAGGAAACUGAAGCUCCGAGAGGGUCCAACACUUGCCCAAGGUCACACAGCCAGGGUGUGGGGUUGCUGAGACCCGUCCAGGCUGCCGGCGCUGGGGCCGAGAGCCGGUGCACAGCCUGGGGGGCGUGGCUUCCCAGCCGGGACCUGCCCCCGCCCCCCACGGGGAGCGGCCCCCUGCCCGGAGCCCCGGGUGCCGCCCCGCUCCCCGUUCCCCGCGCGUGCCCGGGGCACCCACGCCGCGGCCAGGGGCGCUGGCCCGGGUCCCCCAGAGGCUCCCCCAGGCCGGAGAACUGGGCAUGUUGCCUCCGCAAGUUAGCAAGGUAGGCGCCCCAAAGGUCACGGAGCCGUAGGUGGUUGACGGCUCCCGGGAGCAGAGGUGAGGGGCCUGCCCACGCCAGAGGCCCCGGCACCGGGCAGCGCACCCGCUCCGCUGCCCCGGGCCCCCGGCCUCCAGACACGGCGGGCAGAGGCGCUGCAGCUCGCUGGGCGUGGUGUGGGCUCAUCUGCUCUCGGAAGCCACGCGGCGUGGAGAAGGGAGGCCGCCGGCGGAGGGGAGGCUCCGCCGCCCAGGCCGGGCCGGAUGCACGUGGCCCCGGGGGCAGGGCCGCGGGCGCAGCGCCCGACUGAGCGCGGCCGUCCUGUCUUGCAGGGAGCCGAGGGCCAGAAGCCGGGGUUCGGCUACGGAGGCAGAGCUUCCGACUACAAGGCGGCCCACAAGGGCCUCAAGGGGCACGAUGCCCAGGGCACG